This is a messenger RNA of Spea bombifrons (plains spadefoot toad), 2132 nucleotides long. RefSeq names its product epoxide hydrolase 2 (gene EPHX2). Lineage: Eukaryota; Metazoa; Chordata; Amphibia; Anura; Pelobatidae. The transcript has 19 exons. The record is from RefSeq and is a predicted model, not a curated record. Gene Ontology annotation, biological process: phospholipid dephosphorylation; cholesterol homeostasis. Gene Ontology annotation, molecular function: magnesium ion binding; lipid phosphatase activity. Bases 57 to 1751 code for a protein of 564 amino acids. Gene Ontology annotation, cellular component: peroxisome.
AAGGCUGUCAGUCUGUCGGGCCGGGCAGUCGGUCUGCGGGUCGCUGUGGCGGUAGGAUGGCGGGGAAGCGCUUGGUGCUGUUUGACCUGGGCGGGGUGCUGCUGACCCCCGGGAUGCAGGCGGUUUUCCAGCGGCUGGAAGAGACUCUAUACCUCCCCAGUGGAUUUCUGCGGAAGGUGUUUACGCAGAGCGGAGCGGACGGAUGUUUCGCGCAGGCUGAACGGGGAGAGAUCCCUUUGUCGCAGUUGAUUACAGAAUUAAAUAAGGAAUGCAGAGCCUGCGCCGAAGACUCGGGGGUCUCCCUUCCGGAAUCCUUCUCGCUGGAACAGGCCUUCCGUAACUUGUAUGAAACCGGCGGGAUAAAUAAACCCAUGCUGAAAGCAGCCGUGGCCCUUCGGAAGCAUGGUAUUAAGACCUGCGUGCUCACAAACAACUGGGUUGAUGACGGCGCCAGCCGCAGCCUCUCGGCCCAGAUGCUGUCCUCCCUGAGUCGUCACUUCGAUCUGGUCAUCGAGUCCUGCCGCGUUGGGAUGAGGAAGCCCGAGACCCGGAUCUACGAGUACGCUCUGAACCGGCUGCAGGCCCAGCCCAGCGAGACCGUUUUCCUCGAUGACAUCGGUGCCAACCUGAAGCCAGCUCGUGAACUGGGAAUCUCUACCGUGCUGGUCAGGGACACAGACACGGCGCUGAAGGAGUUACAGGAUCUGACGGGGGUCCAGAUUCUGGAAACUGAGGAACUCGUGCCAACGCCGGCCGAUCCUCACACCGUAACGCACGGAUUUGUUACUGUAAAGGCUGGUGUGAAGCUGCAUUUUGUUGAGAUGGGAAAUGGGCCCGUUAUCUGCCUCUGUCACGGCUUCCCGGAGAGCUGGUAUUCCUGGAGGUAUCAGAUCCCUGCCCUGGCGGACGCUGGGUACAGAGUCAUCGCCUUAGACAUGAAAGGAUACGGAGAUUCCUCCUCACCAGCCGAAAUAGAAGAAUAUUCCCAAGAAGAAAUCUGCAAGGACUUGGUGGCGUUUCUUGAUAAGCUGGGUAUUUCGCAGGCUGCGUUCAUCGGCCAUGAUUGGGGCGGUGCCGUCGUGUGGAACAUGGCGCUUUUCUUUCCGGAAAGAGUUUGGGCGGUGGCCUCCCUGAAUACGCCGUUCUUCGCCGCUGACCCCAAAGUGAAAGUGAGGGAGAAGAUCGAAGCCAACCCGAUCUUCGACUACCAGCUUUAUUUCCAGGAGCCGGGAGUGGCUGAGGCUGAACUGGAAAGAAACCUGGAACGGACAUUUAAAGUAUUUUUUCAAAGUUCAUCUGACCAUUCAUCUGAACAGGGUGCAAGUGUCGGUUCCUUGAAAAUAUUUAAAGUUCGAGAACGAGGGGGGUUACUGGUCGGGGCUCCCGAGGAUCCACCCCUGAGCAAAAUGCUGAAGGAAUCCGACCUGCAGUUUUACGUCUCCCAGUUUAAGAAGAGUGGUUUCAGGGGUCCUUUAAACUGGUACCGAAACAUGGACAGAAACUGGCAGUGGGGGGUCUCUGCGCAUAACUGGAAGAUCCUGGUGCCGGCGCUGAUGGUGACGGCCGGGAAGGACGUGGUCUUGCUUCCCGCCAUGACCAAGGGUAUGGAGGCUCUGAUUCCUAAUCUGACGAGAGGACACAUAGAGGACUGCGGGCACUGGACUCAGAUGGAGAGGCCAGCGGCUGUCAAUGAAAUUCUUAUUAAAUGGCUGGGAGAGGUUCACGCGCCGCCUGUGUCUGCCAAGCUGUAAUAAAUCACCAGGUCGCCGCGGAUCCCGUGCCGGGGGUAACCGGUGCCGAGUGCUCCGGCAUCUCCCAUGAUGCCAAGCUUAAAUCUAACUGGCUGGGCGGUAUGGGAAUGGCGGUUCUUACACAGCUGGAGAGCUUAUAGAUUUUAUACGUUUGGUCGUGAUUGGCCAUAGAAAAUACCGCUAAUUAUCACGAGAAACAAAAUAACUGCUUUCGUCUCGCUGCCAACAUGGAAAUCCAUUGCUAUUAUCCUAACCGUGACAUGAUUUCUGUAAUUAGAAUAUUUUAUGCUGAAGUUGGUGAAGGAAGGAGACCUCUGUCACGGAUUUACACGAUGAAUAACAAUGACACACAGCUAAUAAACCAGAACUUUAAAAAACAUA